Balaenoptera acutorostrata (minke whale) is the source of this 2461-nucleotide messenger RNA. RefSeq names its product MAPK associated protein 1 (gene MAPKAP1). Gene Ontology annotation, biological process: TORC2 signaling. Gene Ontology annotation, cellular component: plasma membrane; TORC2 complex; cytoplasm. The transcript has 14 exons. Gene Ontology annotation, molecular function: phosphatidylinositol-4,5-bisphosphate binding. Bases 409 to 2046 code for a protein of 545 amino acids. The record is from RefSeq and is a predicted model, not a curated record. Lineage: Eukaryota; Metazoa; Chordata; Mammalia; Artiodactyla; Balaenopteridae.
GAGACUUCCGGUGCGCGGAGUGCGGUUCCGGGUCGUGGCGCGGCUCGGGGCAACAGGGCUGCUGCUCAGCUGGCGAGCGGCGGCGAGCGGCUGGGGCAUGAAGGCGAGCCCGGAAAGCGGCUGCUGAGCCGGCCGGGAGGAGCGCCAGUCCCCGAGGAUUCCGAGAGUGCGGAGCUCGGGCAGGGGCCGGGAGGCGCGGGGGAGCCGAGCCCUCCCCUCAGGAACGAGUCCCAGGGCCGACCCGGCCCGUAGUGUGGCAGCAGCUUCAGGUGUGUCCGUGGACAAGUUUGAGAGGCACUGUACUGUACCAGUCUCCCUUUAACUGGAUCUUGGCAGAUGGUAGGUGAGCCCGUGAAACAAUAUGAAGAGAAGAAAAUAGCCUUUUAAGGAAAUUGGCCCACAGAAAGGAUGGCCUUCUUGGACAAUCCAACUAUCAUUCUAGCUCAUAUUCGACAGUCACAUGUGACCAGUGAUGACACAGGAAUGUGUGAGAUGGUUCUCAUUGAUCAUGAUGUUGACCUAGAGAAGAUUCAUCCUCCUUCAAUGCCUGGAGACAGUGGGUCAGAAAUUCAGGGAAGCAAUGGUGAGACUCAGGGCUAUGUAUAUGCCCAGUCAGUCGAUAUUACCUCAAGUUGGGACUUUGGUAUUAGAAGACGCUCAAACACAGCUCAAAGAUUAGAACGACUCCGAAAAGAGAGACAAAACCAGAUCAAAUGCAAAAAUAUUCAGUGGAAAGAAAGAAAUUCUAAGCAAUCAGCCCAGGAGUUAAAGUCACUAUUUGAAAAAAAGUCGCUCAAAGAGAAACCUCCACAUUCUGGAAAGCAGUCAAUAUUAUCUGUACGCCUGGAGCAGUGUCCUCUGCAGCUGAAUAACCCCUUUAACGAGUAUUCCAAAUUUGAUGGCAAGGGUCAUGUAGGCACAACAGCAACCAAGAAGAUCGAUGUCUACCUCCCCCUGCACUCAAGCCAGGACAGACUGCUGCCAAUGACUGUGGUGACAAUGGCCAGCGCCAGGGUACAGGAUCUGAUCGGGCUCAUCUGUUGGCAGUACACAAGUGAAGGACGGGAGCCGAAGCUCAAUGACAAUGUCAGUGCCUACUGCCUGCAUAUUGCCGAGGAUGAUGGGGAGGUUGACACAGAUUUCCCCCCACUGGAUUCCAACGAGCCCAUUCAUAAGUUUGGCUUCAGUACUUUGGCCUUGGUUGAAAAGUAUUCAUCUCCUGGUCUGACAUCCAAAGAGUCGCUCUUUGUUCGAAUUUUAUCAGUAAUGCCUGUGGAUGAUAAGUGCCAGGGAUUUCCUCCGCAUGCUUUAACCUUGUCACCCAGAAAUGCUGCUCAUGGAUUCUCCCUUAUUCAGGUGGACAACACAAAGGUCACCAUGAAAGAAAUCUUGCUAAAGGCAGUGAAGCGAAGAAAAGGAUCCCAGAAAAUUUCAGGCCCUCAGUACCGCCUGGAGAAGCAGAGCGAGCCCAAUGUCGCUGUGGACCUGGAGAGCACUUUGGAAAGCCAGAGCGCCUGGGAGUUCUGUCUGGUCCGCGAGAACAGUUCAAGGGCAGACGGGGUUUUUGAGGAGGAUUCGCAAAUUGACAUAGCUACAGUGCAGGAUAUGCUGAGCAGCCACCAUUACAAGUCAUUCAAAGUCAGCAUGAUUCACAGGCUCCGAUUCACAACUGAUGUACAGUUAGGUAUCUCUGGAGACAAAGUAGAGAUAGACCCAGUUACGAAUCAGAAAGCCAGCACUAAGUUUUGGAUUAAGCAGAAACCCAUCUCAAUCGAUUCUGACCUGCUCUGUGCCUGUGACCUUGCUGAAGAAAAAAGCCCCAGUCACGCGAUAUUUAAACUCACGUAUCUAAGCAAUCACGACUAUAAACACCUCUACUUUGAAUCUGACGCUGCUACCGUCAAUGAAAUCGUGCUCAAGGUUAACUACAUCCUGGAAUCACGAGCGAGCACUGCCCGGGCUGACUAUUUUGCUCAGAAACAAAGAAAACUGAACAGACGUACAAGCUUCAGCUUCCAGAAGGAAAAGAAAUCAGGGCAACAAUGACACCGGCCUCCCGCUUCAAUCUGUUGCCAUAGUUCAGAGCCUGCCUGCCAGGGCCAGGUGACCCUAGAGCCCACCCUGUGUCCUGCAGUCCUCGGGGAGGCCAGCCCCUGCCUCACGAGGACAGGGCUGCUGGGCUCUUGGGGAAGGGGGGGCACCCCCUAGAACAGAGCUGGGGACGUUGCCACGGGACCGAACCCUGAGUGGUAAUGGCUUUGAUUAGCAGUGCCCGGGGCCGGACAACACCGAGAGGAGCCACAAGCUGCCCAGCCACCUUCACUGCCUGACGGCCCCGCCCGAAGAUGUACAUAGCCAUGCCCAGACAUGUCCUUGCAACUUGAUCAAAUUUCUUAAACGAAGAACAAAAAUGUACGGUUCUUUUUUUUUUCUUCCUUUUAAUAAACUCUUUAUCAUGGUU